AUCAAUUUUAUGAUUGGUUCCGAAGGAACGUAAACAAAAUGGCGGGCGAGAGUGACACAACUGAUGGAUUAGAAUUUGCAAAUCCUCGUCCUGGUUGCAAUAUAAAUUUGUCAAGACUGAGAGAGCGCGUCAAAGAAUAUAUAGAUAAGCACCACUAUGACUCAGCACUGUUCUGGGCAGACAAAUUGGUUACACUGUCAAAUGGUUAUGUGGAGGACGUGUACUGGUAUGCCCAGACCCUCUACCACACAGGCCAGUACCACCGGGCAGCACACUGCAUCCUCAACAGGAAACUUCACAAGGAUCAUAUCUGUUGUCGUUACCUAGCUGCAAAAUGCCAUUUCGAGUGCCAUGAAUACCAGGAGGCGUUGUCGAUCGUAGACUUCACUGAUAACCCCCUUAUGCCAAUAAACAGACGCAUGUCGUUUGCCAACCAGAGCAUCAUAGAGCCUGAUGUGCUGCCACUGUCCAGUAAAAGUAUGGAGAGCUCAAUCAAUGUGCUGCGGGGCCGGAUCUAUGAAGCUAUGGACAACCGGACGCUGGCCAUGGAGUGUUUUCGGGAGGCUCUCAGACAGGACGUGUACUGCUACGAGGCGUUUGACCUUCUUGUCAACCACCACAUGCUCACCGCACAGGAAGAGCAUGAAUUGAUUGAUUCGCUGCCGUUCAACGCUCAGUGUCCAGCCGACGAGGUGGAACUAGUGAGGAGCUUGUAUGAAAACAGACUCAAAAAGUACGAUAAGCCUGAUGUAGCCAAGCUGCCUGACUGUCUAGAGGUGCUCAGUGACAACCUGGAUGUGAUUGUUAACGUGGCAGAGAGACAUUACUACAACUGCAACUUUAGAGAGUGCUACAAGAUCACCACCAAGAUUUUGAAUUCUGAUCCGUACAAUAGUACCUGCCUGCCAUUGCAUAUAGCGGUUAUGGUGGAGCUGAAGAAAACAAAUGGUUUAUUUUAUUUGGCCCACAAGCUAGUAGAUCUUUAUCCAAACAAACCAGUUUCCUGGUUUGCAGUUGGCUGCUACUAUCUUCUCCUUGACAACAAAGACCCAGCUAGACGAUAUCUCAGCAAGGCUACCACCCUGGAGAGGACAUAUGGCCCAGCCUGGCUUGCGUUCGGCCAUUCUUUUGCCAAGGGUAACGAGCAUGACCAGGCAAUGGCAGCCUACUUCACUGCUGCACAGCUCAUGAAAGGAUGCCACCUUCCUGCUCUGUACAUAGGCCUAGAGUACGGUCUCACCAACAACCCCAAGCUGGCAGAGAAGUUCUUCAGACAGGCACUGUCUAUCGCCAACCGGGACCCAUUUGUGUUGCAUGAGAUGGGCGUCAUUGCUUUCCAGAACUCGGAGUGGGACUCUGCAGAAGGUUUUUUCAAGGACGCCCUGCAGAUGAUACAGAACCUGAAAGGGCAGACAAACCUCACGGAGAAAUGGGAGCCACUGCUGAAUAACCUGGGGCACACAUGCAGGAAGUUGAAGAAGUACUCUGAAGCCCUUGAAUAUCACCAGCAGGCCCUGACACUUGAGCCCCAGAGUCCCUCCACGUACUCGGCUAUCGGCUAUGUGUACGCACUGCAGGGCAACAACUUCAGGGCAGUGGACUACUUCCACAAGGCCCUGUCCAUCCGUCGAGAUGAUGCCUUCUCUACCACCAUGCUGUCCAACUUGAUUGAGUCCCUGAUGACAGACCUGUCACCAGGGGAUGAUCUUGAAGACAGCCCUGUGUUCCCUGCGCCGAAGGGUGAAGGUCUCCGUAAGUUCUCACUGGAGGACGACUCGAAGGAGAGCAAUCUGCCGCCACCGCCAAUCAUGAGGCUCACGUCACGCCUUGACGAGUCCUCCGCCACGGAACUCUCGGGACUGGAGAGUAGCAGUCUGAUGAUUGAGGAAGUUGAGAUGGGCGACUGCGACUGAGAAAUUGGGCAUCGCUCUGGGAAAACCAGGCUUAAUGCAUAUGCGUCAAGUGCUGUCCACACAGGCUAAUCAGGGAUGGCACUUGCUGCCUAGACUGGGUUUUUGUUUACUAAAGACUUCCUUUAAAUGAAAAAUGCCGUAAAAGCAGAAAGUGUUGUCCCUGAUUAGCCUGUGCAGACUACUCAGGCUUAUAUGGGACGUCACUUUAUGCACAUGCAUUAAUCCCAGUUUUCCAAGAAUGAGGCUCAAUUAGGAAUUUUAAAUUACGGAACGAUUUACAUUAAGGAGCAACUGAUUAACUGCUUACAGUGACUGAUUUAUUUAUAAUGAACAGUCGUAUAUUGUAUACAAUUUCUGCGUUGUUGCAUGGAGAAUCAGAUAGAAAUGGAGGUAUUUGACUGACAAAUUUGUAACAAGUAGUAGAAACAAAUCAUUUUUUAUAGGAACAAGAUGAAUAUAGGGGUUGAAAUAUGUGAUUGCUUCUGAACAAUUUCUAGUUAAGACAACAUAUUUACUAUAAAGUGUCUUUUUGCCUGUCAAUGUUUUGUGAAUUAUGUGUAGGGAUUUAGCCUGACGAAAAAAGGGCAGGUGGGCCUGAAAAGUGGAAAGAACAACCUUUUGUUAAAUAUCAUAUGGUAAAUGUUUAACAUCGUGGGUCACUUAUUAGUGCUGCUUCCACUUCAGUUCUUAUAUUCAAUCAUCCAUGUAGCAUAUAAAUCAAUAAGGUAUAUUCUGUAUUAAAAAUAAUUUGAUGUUAAUAUCAAGUAAAGUGUGUUACUUUAUGAAAUAGUAAACAAUCAAUACUAAUAUAUUAGAUGUGUGUGUAUUUUCAAACAUAUUGACCAAUGAAAAAGGGACAUUUUAAAAUGGGGUGGGGCAUUAAAAUGUUAAGGGGUUGGCAAUGUAUUUUUGAAUGUUUUAGCAUAAAAGCAAUUCGCAUUAGAUAAAUCCAUGAAAUGGUGUUGCAGCUCAAUUUUGAGGAGCAUUUCACUGCUAAUUAAAGUCAUUUUAUUAUUAAGGGGGGUGGCAAAAAUUGUGACAUCUGUUUAAAAGUGGUAAUUAAUAAAAACUGCAUUUUGGGAGAUAUAAAUUCAAGCAUGGUAGAAGGUAGUAUUUAAAUGACCAGCUUGAGCUUUCUGUACUUAGUUAAGGCAUAUGAGUAAACAUAAACAACUUAAAUGCCAAAUCAAUAAAGUUUUUGUUGUUAAAAUUACACUUUUAGAAGUCAUGUUCAGUAUCUGUGUAUAUUGUCAUCAUGACUAUGGUAUAUCAAGCUUUAAAUCAGAAACAUAAUAGUUUUCCCAAUGCUUGUUAUUUAUUAUGUAUAAAUAUGAAAAAAACA
This is a messenger RNA of Dreissena polymorpha, 3255 nucleotides long. Its product is annotated as cell division cycle protein 16 homolog. Gene Ontology annotation, molecular function: protein binding. The coding region runs from base 39 to 1913 and encodes 624 amino acids. The transcript is spliced from 17 exons. Gene Ontology annotation, biological process: cell division. Lineage: Eukaryota; Metazoa; Mollusca; Bivalvia; Myida; Dreissenidae. The record is from RefSeq and is a predicted model, not a curated record.